AUGCUACAACGGUAUGGGUUUGAUGGCGUGGAUCUGGACUGGGAGUAUCCUGUCGUAAGCGACCGUGGGGGCAAAGCAGCCGAUAAAGAGAAUUAUAUCCGCCUGAUCGAUGAGUUACGGAUCGUCCUAGAUAGUUCCGGGUCUCAGUAUGAGAUCUCUUUUACGACCCCUUCUAGUUAUUGGUAUUUACAGCAUUUCGAUGUGGUGGCAAUGCUGGACGCUGGAGCCGACUGGACCAAUAUUAUGACAUAUGAUCUCUAUGGCGCAUAG
This is a messenger RNA of Penicillium taxi, 270 nucleotides long. RefSeq lists its product as uncharacterized. The record is from RefSeq and is a predicted model, not a curated record. The coding region runs from base 1 to 270 and encodes 89 amino acids. Gene Ontology annotation, biological process: carbohydrate metabolic process. Gene Ontology annotation, molecular function: hydrolase activity, hydrolyzing O-glycosyl compounds. NCBI's taxonomy places the organism in Eukaryota, Fungi, Ascomycota, Eurotiomycetes, Eurotiales, Aspergillaceae. The transcript has a single exon.